CUAACAUUAGAGACAUUAUCCACCAUCAUAUCAAUUCUUCCCCACAGACAAACUCCCCACUUUCUCAAAGUUAUUAUAACUUCUGACACUCCUCUCAAUCCCAAGCCGAAAUCAUUCAACAUUGAUCAUCAAACAAAACAAAUUUCCACAAUACUAUCUAGAAAAUUAUCAUGGGUUCUAAGCCAACAAAUAAUCCAUUUCCCAUCAAAACCAUAGUGGUCCUAGUACAAGAAAACCGCUCAUUUGAUCACAUGCUGGGAUGGAUGAAAACCCUCAAUCCGGAAAUCGACGGCGUUGCCACCGGAACCGAAUAUUCCAACCCUGUGUCCACCUCCGAUCCCAACUCCGGCCAAAUAUUUUUCGGGGAUAAAUCCGUGUACGUUGACCCGGACCCGGGCCACUCGAUCCAAGAGAUAUACGAACAGAUUUUCGGGGUGCAAUGGAGCCAAGACGUGGCUUCCAAGCAACUAACGCCCACCAUGCAGGGUUUUGCACAAGAUGCUGAAAGGAAACAGAAAGGGAUGUCCGAGACCGUGAUGAACGGGUUCAAACCGAACGCGGUGCCGGUUUAUAAAGAGCUGGUGUCGGAGUUCGCCGUGUGUGACCGGUGGUUUGCGUCGGUUCCGGCAUCCACGCAGCCGAACCGGUUGUAUGUGCAUUCGGCUACUUCUCAUGGUUUGAGCGGAAAUGAUACAAAGCUUUUGCGGGCCGGGAUGCCUCAGAAAACCAUAUUUGAUUCCUUGGAUGAAGCUGGUCUUAGCUUCGGGAUUUACUACCAAGACCCUCCUUCCACACUUUUCUACAGGAAUCUUCGGAAACUCAAGUACUUGAACAACUUUCACCCUUUUGAUCUCACUUUCAAAAGGCAUUGCAAAGAGGGAAAGCUUCCAAAUUAUGUAGUGGUUGAACAGAGGUACUUUGACCUAAAGAUAUUGCCAGGCAAUGAUGAUCAUCCUUCUCAUGAUGUGUUCGAGGGCCAAAAAUUUGUGAAACAAGUCUAUGAAGCGUUAAGAUCAGGUCCACAAUGGAAUGAGAUGGUAUUUGUAAUUGUAUACGAUGAGCAUGGUGGUUUUUUCGACCAUGUUCCGACUCCUGUCACCGGAGUUCCUAGCCCUGAUGACCUUGUUGGACCGGAGCCUUACAAGUUCCAGUUUGAUCGCUUAGGAGUUAGGGUUCCAGCCAUCUUGAUAUCUCCUUGGAUCGAAAAAGGAACUGUGUUACAUGGACCAUCUGGACCAUAUCCAACAUCUCAAUUCGAACAUUCUUCGAUUCCUGCCACCGUGAAGAAGAUUUUUAACUUGAAAGAGUUCCUUACCAAGCGCGACGCUUGGGCGGGAACUUUUGAGAGUGUGAUCAACAGAGACAAUCCAAGAACUGAUUGCCCUGAAACUUUGAUAGAACCUGUGAGAUUGAGGGAGACUGAAGCGAAGGAGCAUGCUAAAUUAAAUGACUUCCAGAAAGAAAUGGUUCAGAUGUCAGCAGUGUUAGGGGGAGACCAUGAAAAGGACAUUUAUCCACACAAACUUGUGGAAGACAUGACUGUUUCUUCAGCAGUGGAAUAUGUCAACACCUCAUUGAAGAAGUUUUUUGAUGAAUUUGAGAGAUUGAAGCAAAAUGGAGCCGAUGAAUCCACUAUUAUUUCUUUACCUCUACCUGGUGAACCUAUUCAGCCAAAGAAACAAGCCAACUCUCGCUCUUUUGUCUCCAAGCUCUUUUCUUGUGUUGCUUGUAACAAUUCAUAAACUUCACCGUAAGGGAUCGUGUUAUAUAGUGCCAAGUCUUGCUCAUGUAACAUAAUCUCUUCAUUGAACUAGCAAUCUUCCUUGUGCUGUAUUUUGUUGCUCCAAGAUUUACGUGUUUGAUUGGCAUUGCUUUCAAUUCAUAAACAGUGUGGAAAUGAAUAUUAUCUUUUCUUCCUACAUUAAAAUCUUGUAAUUU
This is a messenger RNA of Oldenlandia corymbosa var. corymbosa, 1938 nucleotides long. The record is from the annotation of a GenBank genome assembly. Lineage: Eukaryota; Viridiplantae; Streptophyta; Magnoliopsida; Gentianales; Rubiaceae.